Messenger RNA from Hemicordylus capensis (graceful crag lizard), 3387 nucleotides. RefSeq names its product FIC domain protein adenylyltransferase (gene FICD). Lineage: Eukaryota; Metazoa; Chordata; Lepidosauria; Squamata; Cordylidae. The coding region runs from base 242 to 1630 and encodes 462 amino acids. The record is from RefSeq and is a predicted model, not a curated record. The transcript has 3 exons. Gene Ontology annotation, molecular function: protein binding.
UUGAGGUGGAGAAGGCAGGGAUCAGGACCAGGUGGAGGUUUCCAUUGGCGCAGGGGGAGAGAGGGUUUGGGGGAAAGGGCGACCCGAUGGCAAGUGGCCCCUAGAGGCCUCCUAUAUACAUGCAGCAGAAUGGUGUGGGAUAACCCUGAGGUGGUGGAAUGGACUGUACCGCGUCGGAAUAGAAGUGGAGUUGUCCUUGGAGAGAGGACAUGAGCCUCUGGCCUCCCACCCCUGUGGCCAGAUGAACCUCGUCCCGAUGGCAGCUGUGGCGGUGGCAGCCGAGCCCGAGCUGAAAUGGGUCUCCUUGUGGCUCCGUGUCCGCUGGGCGGCAGUGCUGGUGGUCCUCAUCGCCUCACUGCUGGUGCUCUUGCUGCCGCUGACGUCCGUGGAAGAGCAGUGCCACGCCGUCUUCAAGGGCCUCUCCUUGCUGAAGAACAAGCUGGGUCUGGGCUACAUGGGCAUCACCCGGUACACGGGGCAGACCACGGGCCUGAGCGUGACGUCUGGUGCAUUGGAGCUGCUGGUGCUGAAGCCCAAGGCACCUCCAGAGGUCAAGUUAGAAGCCAAAGCAGCCCUGAAUCAAGCCCUGGAGAUGAAGAGACAAGGGAAGCGGGAGAAAGCUCACAAGCUCUUCCUGCAUGCCCUCAAGAUGAAUCCGGACUAUGUUGAGGCCUUGACCGAGUUUGGCCUCUUCUCAGAGGAGGAGAAAGACAUCAUUCAAGCAGACUACUUAUACUCCAAAGCCCUGACCAUCUCGCCCCGUCACGAGAAGGCCCUGAUCAGUCGCGACCGGACCCUGCCCCUUGUUGAAGAGAUUGACCAGAGAUACUUCAGCACCAUUGACAGCAAGGUCCAGAAGGUCAUGUCCAUUCCAAAAGGCAACUCCGCCCUGCGCCGGGUGAUGGAGGAGUCCUACUACCACCACAUCUACCACACCGUGGCCAUUGAAGGCAACACUUUGACGCUCUCCGAAAUACGCCACAUCAUCGAGACCCGCUACGCCGUUCCUGGCAAAAGCCUGGAGGAGCAAAACGAGGUCAUCGGCAUGCAUGCUGCUAUGAAGUACGUCAACGCCACCCUGGUAUCUAGAAUCGGGUCUGUGGCCCUCUGUGACAUCUUAGAGAUCCACCGGAGAGUGCUGGGCUACGUCGACCCGGUAGAGGCUGGGAGAUUUAGGACUACCCAGGUGUUCGUUGGCCAUCACAUCCCGCCCCACCCUCAGGACGUCGAAAAGCAGAUGCUUGAAUUUGUGCAGUGGAUCAACUCCGAAGACGCCAUGAGUUUGCACCCGGUUGAAUUCGCGGCCUUGGCCCAUUAUAAACUCGUGUACAUCCACCCUUUUGUGGACGGCAACGGCAGGACCUCCCGCCUCUUAAUGAACCUCAUUCUCAUGCAGGCAGGCUACCCACCCAUCACCAUCCGCAAGGAGCAGCGGGCGGAAUACUACCACGUCUUGGAGGUCGCCAACGAAGGGGAUGUCCGGCCGUUCAUCCGCCUCAUUGCCAAAUGUACCGAAACCACCCUAGACAUGUUGCUGAUCGCCACCACGGAGUAUUCGGUGGGCCUGCCGGAAGCACACGGCAGCCCCAUGGACUGCAAGCAGACCAUUCCGGUCAAAACGCGGACGUGAACCUGGCGGGGAAGGGGCCCUACUCUCUCUCCCCAAGCAUCUCAAGGGCGCAGAACCAUAGAGGCACUUUAUUUUAAGCAUUUCAUUUAUUUAAGCAAGUUUAAGUUAAAUUUUAUGUGCAGCAAUACCUGAAAAUAUUUAUUACUGUCCCACCCUCUCGGGCCAACUGUGAAUUGUUUGUGGUCAAGACUGACAAAUGUCUCUUGUAGGGGGAAGCAGGCCAACUCCUAAAAGUUGUGUGAUGGAUUCAGGCAAGGAACACUUCCAGGCAAGCACUAAUGUGUGUCAAGGUGAGGCAAUGAUAGUCAAGUGAAACUGCUGCAUGGGAGGGUUCACAGUCAGCGUUCUGUGGACAAGAGGGAUUGGCCACUUGUCCCAUAAACUCUGGCUGCAGAGUCCAUUUCAAUGAAGCAGUUCUGGGCGAUAGUGUCGACAUCCAUUAGGAAGAAAUUGUCUGAAUCCACCACGCCAAGCUGAUCCUUAAUUCGCAUCACAGCUCAUGUUUCCUUGGUCUGUUUUUGUCCCAAGUUUGAAGCCAGCCCUCUCUCCUCGCCCGUCAUUUUCCAGUGACACAACAUUGCACACUCUUGCCUUAUUUCUCUUUCCAGUGACAGUUCUCAACCUCGACUAGGAUCUAAAGAAUGCCAUGGCCGAUUCUGUGCUCCUGGUACAGGGGGCUUGGACCUGGGUUUUCAAACAGCAGCCAGCAAGGAUAGGAAACUUAAAUUUGUGAUCCUGAGGGGAGGCUGCUAUUCAAAAGUCAAAGGCUCACACCAGGCAUGCUUACGGCAGUUCUUUAUACCCUGGCCCUAAUUUAGUACUGUUGCCUGUCUAGAAUUGAUUUCACGGCCUGUCCGUUGCCUUCAUUCUUUAGCAGAGGUAUCUACAGUCGAGGGGGGUUGUAAAACCUCCUAAUAGCACUUUACACAGAUUCACUUAACAAGAAGUGGCGUUAAAAGGGAGCAGUACACCAGGUCAAAAGGUUUUGUAAACUGGGUGAUGGUUGGUGACUCCAGCACUUUAUAAACCAUACAAGAAGAAUGUGGGCUAGGCUCAGCAGUGGGGCGGGGGCUGGGAAAAGGGUAAGUGGCUUCUGUCACAUGACCAGUUUGCUCACUCCAAAGUCCUCUUACAAGGGGUUCCCAAAAUUGGGCCCCCAGGUCUCGUUGGCCAUCAGCCAGGGCUGCUGUUGUAAUUGAACAAAAUCUAAGUUUGAGAACCCUUCUGCUAGUCUGUGGUGUCCAAACCCAGAUUCUGGCAGAGCCUCACAAAAGUAGUUUUGGAAAUUGUGCUCCGAUACAACAGCUCAAGUAAGAUUAGGAUGCAGAAGACAUUCUUCCCGUGCCUUUAUAAUGCCGGCUACGAGAGAGAAUGCUCAUUAGUGCAGUUUGUCACAGGAUAGGAUUGCAGAGAUGAGAAGACACACCUGCCAAAGUUCUCUUGCAUGACUAUUCGGAAGCAUUCUCCUCCCCAGCAGCUGGUUGCAAGCAGCAGCAGAGACCCUGCCUACAGCCCUGUCCACACCAAGGGCCGAUCUCUCGCAGGAGACCUCUUCAGCGUACUGACAUGCCAGUGGGGGUGUUGCUUAACCAGAGGGGCUUUCUCCUUUCCAGCGUCACACUUUUUAACAGAAAACAAAUGAGGAGGAAUAAAAAGGCCCAGUUUGUUUUCUCCUAGCGGGAGGAGGCUCUGCACUUCAGCUGUUUGCAAAGAAGAAAAAUUAACAGAUUAAAACUAAUAAAGAGAACUUAUGUGGA